AUGCCUCAGAUCGUGGUUUCAAUCACUGGUGGUCAUUCAACCAAUUUGCAUAACACCGUUUUUCAGAUCAAAAAUGCCCUUAUGGACGCGUUUGUAGACACAGAAGUAACGACGUUAGAUUGUGACGAAAUGACCACUGGAGGAGAGAGAACCUACUCCGAUAAGGAUUACGAUUUUGCUGGAAUACUCAACAAGCUCAAAUCGUGUGGUAGCAGCUCCAAAUGGGAAGCAGUAGUUGUGUUCGGCGCAUACGCGCUGUUCGACGCACAUAUCAACGAGAUGUCCCAACUCAAGGUUUUCCUCGAUAGCGACGGCGACAGGAGGCUCAUAGAUUUGAUUCAAAAGACGAAUUCAAAGACACCGGACAAGCUGAGCAUGUGCAUUAAGCAGUACAUGGAACAUCUGAGACCCGAAAUGCAGAAAUACAUUGAACCUACGCGAGCACACGCAGAUCUCAUCAUUCCGAACAGCAACGAAAGCGUGGGCGCUGCAAUUAUCGUGGACAGUAUUGUGAAGAUAGUUGAGGAAAACAAAGGCGGCAUUUCACAACGUGGAGCCCGUUUGUUCCCAAGACUCGAUUUCCAAGCAGAACGCUUGGAUUUUGAAAAGGAGAAAUUUUACGAUUUGAGCUGA
This is a messenger RNA of Lachancea mirantina, 633 nucleotides long. The record is from the annotation of a GenBank genome assembly. Lineage: Eukaryota; Fungi; Ascomycota; Saccharomycetes; Saccharomycetales; Saccharomycetaceae.